ACCAUAUCCUCCAGACGACACACACCUCGCGGCCGUUGGGAUUGACGCGUAAGGAUGAUGAGCGCACGGCCAAUUUGUAUCCGACCUGAGACAAAUGGCGAUGCGCCAGCCAUCGAAGAAGUCACCGCAGCCGCAUUUAUGAAUGCCGAGCACUCAAAUCACAAAGAGCAAUUCAUUAUCCGCGGCCUCCGCGAAGCAAACCAACUACCAAUCUCGCUGGUCGCAGAAGACGAAAUCGCACAUACCAUUGUGGGCCACGUCGCCGUCUCACCUGUGCAUAUCUCGAAUGGCAGUGAGAAUUGGUAUGGGCUAGGGCCAAUCUCCGUUUUACCUCAGUAUCAAGGAAAUGGCAUUGGGUCGUUGCUCAUGGAACGUGCGUUGGCAGAUCUUCAGGCUUGCCAUGCGGCUGGAUGUGUUGUAUUGGGAAACCCGACAUACUACACGCGAUUUGGGUUUAAGGCAGAUCCUUCUCUGCAAAUGCGGGGGGUGCCACCGGAAUAUUUCAUGGCUCUCACUUGGCAUAAGCAAACACCGACUGGGACUGUAUCAUAUCAUAAAGCUUUUGAGGCGCCCGCAUAUUUCAAAACAUCUUCAUCGUAUAACAUCCUCGUCACUGGCUCAGCUGGUCAUCUCGGUACAGCUUUAAUGCUCACCCUACCUGGUCUAGGCUUCAGACCUCUAGGCAUCGACAUUCUCCCUUCCCCAACUACGACACAUGUGGGCUCUAUUAGUGACCGCGCCUUUAUUGCCUCAAUUUUCGACACCAAUCCCAUUAAGCAUAUCCUUCAUGCUGCGACAUUACAUAAACCGCACGUUUGCAGCCACAGCAAGGAACAGUUUAUCUCAACAAACAUUGUCGGCACCCUAAUCCUCCUUGAAGAAUCUUCCAGGUUCAAAGAGCAGAUAGAGAGCUUUAUCUUCUUUAGUACGACUAGCGCUUUUGGUAUGGCACUAAGUCCCAAGCCGGGAAAUCCCGCCGCUUGGAUCGAUGAAUCUGUUCUUCCUGAGCCAAAGAAUAUCUAUGGUGUGACAAAGGUUGCGGCUGAGGACAUGUGCGCUCUAAUGCAAAAGCAAAGCGGAAUUCCUGUUUUAGUUCUUCGCACAAGCCGCUUUUUUCCCGAGGAAGACGAUGAUGAAGACCGCCGUGCGGCUAUGAGCGAUGAGAACCUGAAGGUAUUGGAACUGGCCUACCGCAGAUGCGACAUUGAAGAUAUUGUCAGCGCGUCAGUCUGCGCAAUGAAAAAGGCCAAGGCAAUUCGGUGGGGAAAGUAUAUCAUAAGCGCCCCGCCGCCUUUCAACAACAAUGCACACACGCUCGAUGUCUUGAAUAGGAACCCCGCAGAGGUGGUGACUAAAAUAUUUCCUGAUGUAGAUGUUGUCUUCAAAGAAAAAGGAUGGAAGCAUCUCGCAAGGAUUGAUCGAGUCUAUGAUUCAAGCAAGGCAGUGAAAGAGCUAGGAUGGAAUCCAAAGUAUACAUUUGGAAGGACAGUGGAUAGGUUAGUUCGCGGCGAGCAAUGGAAGAGUGACUUGACGGUGAAGGUAGGCACAAAAGGUUAUCAUACUGUGAGCACUGGGGUGUAUACAAAGAGAUGAAUAUAGUGAUUGUCUAGAGGUAGAAGCAAGUCACCGAUUAUGAUAGAUUAAAAAAGCAUGUAGACAAGCUCCUACGUGCUGAUUUACUCAGGUUUAUCAACGCUAUAUAGAGGGUUUGUAGUCGUUCCAGCUUCAGAUUCCCCAUUAUUUCCUGGAGUAGAUUCUUCUGCUUCGUCUAGGUCCUCCCAUCAGUACGCAAAGAAUCCUCUACGCUCAUUAGCUGAAGUUAAAUUAUCAAUAUAUGCCGU
Messenger RNA from Talaromyces proteolyticus, 1841 nucleotides. RefSeq lists its product as uncharacterized. The record is from RefSeq and is a predicted model, not a curated record. Gene Ontology annotation, molecular function: dTDP-glucose 4,6-dehydratase activity; acyltransferase activity, transferring groups other than amino-acyl groups. The transcript has a single exon. NCBI's taxonomy places the organism in Eukaryota, Fungi, Ascomycota, Eurotiomycetes, Eurotiales, Trichocomaceae. Bases 55 to 1593 code for a protein of 512 amino acids.